Messenger RNA from Panicum virgatum (switchgrass), 1355 nucleotides. RefSeq names its product PHD finger protein ALFIN-LIKE 8-like. Gene Ontology annotation, cellular component: nucleus. Gene Ontology annotation, biological process: regulation of DNA-templated transcription. The record is from RefSeq and is a predicted model, not a curated record. Lineage: Eukaryota; Viridiplantae; Streptophyta; Magnoliopsida; Poales; Poaceae. Bases 137 to 1066 code for a protein of 309 amino acids. The transcript is spliced from 6 exons. Gene Ontology annotation, molecular function: histone binding; transcription coregulator activity; transcription cis-regulatory region binding.
UUCCAAAUUCCUCCUCCCCAUCGACUGACUCCUCAUCGUCCUCGCUUCCUUCGCAAUCCCCAGCAGCAGCUCCCCUCUCCUCUCCUCUCCGACAACCCUACCCUCCGCGACCGAGCGAGCUCCGGGAGGCCGGCCAAUGGACGGAGGAGGCGGAUUCAUGGGCCCGCCGCCGGUCCCCCGCUCGCCGGAGGACGUCUUCCGGGAUUUCCGCGCGCGCCGGGCCGGCUUGAUCAGGGCGCUCACCACCGAUGUGGAGAAGUUCUACGUGAUGUGCGACCCAGCUUGGGGACGGCCGGACGGGUGUAUCGCAAACAAUUACUCCUAUGUCACUGCAGAUCUUUCCCAGGAUUUAAGUCGUCAUUUCCCACUAGCCCAUCCUACAUGGAAACAAGGGCAUGCACCUUGGUCACUUGGACAGGCCCUGAGGGCUUAUAUGGAGAAGGAGAACCUAUGUUUGUAUGGACUUCCCAAUGAGACAUGGGAAGUCAACUUGCCUGCAGAGGAGGUCCCUCCUGAACUCCCAGAGCCAGCUCUGGGAAUUAACUUUGCACGUGAUGGGAUGAAUGAAAAAGAUUGGCUGUCACUUGUUGCCGUGCAUAGUGACUCUUGGUUAUUGUCAGUUGCAUUUUAUUUUGGAGCAAGGUUUGGUUUCGACAAAGAAUCCAGGAAACGGCUCUUCACCAUGAUCAAUAACCUUCCCACAGUAUAUGAGGUUGUCACAGGAACAGCCAAGAAAGAGCCCAAAGACAAAACCCCUAAAAACAGCAAUAAGAGUAACAAAACUGGCUCGAAGCCACGCCAAUCAGAACCCAACUCAAGGGCCCCGAAGCUGCCAUCUCCAAAGGAAGAAGAGGAGAGUGAAGGGGAGGAUGGGGAACCACAGGAAGACCAUGAGAGCACGCUGUGCGGCGCAUGCGGCCAAAGUUACGAUGACUUCUGGAUCUGCUGUGACCUGUGUGAGAAAUGGUUCCAUGGCAAGUGCGUGAAGAUCACCCCAGCCAAAGCGGAACACAUCAAGCAGUACAAGUGCCCCUCCUGCACAGGCAGCAAGAGGGCUAAGGCUUGAGUCUAGGAAACCCGAAUUGCCAACAAUGCUCUAAGGAGCCUUGUCGAGUUGUAAGCUAAAGUUCUCAGGUUAGGGCAGCUAUAGAUUCGAAUACCUUGUCCGGAUAUUGUCGGCGUUGAUGCUUGAGGAUCCAUCUGAAUUUAGUGUCAGUACUAUGAUUACUGACUGACUGCUGUAGUGUGUGUGUGGCCCCAAGCAUCUAUGCUCUGUAGUCUACUGAAUUGUGUGCUUUAGAUUCCAACUAUGCCAUGUUUGAUCAUUUUGUCGUUUUAAAGUUAGAUUUCUGCCA